Messenger RNA from Scaptodrosophila lebanonensis, 673 nucleotides. RefSeq lists its product as uncharacterized. NCBI's taxonomy places the organism in Eukaryota, Metazoa, Arthropoda, Insecta, Diptera, Drosophilidae. The record is from RefSeq and is a predicted model, not a curated record. Bases 80 to 499 code for a protein of 139 amino acids. The transcript is spliced from 2 exons.
GAAUUCAGAAUCGAAAAAGGUGCGUGCUAAGCUACAUUUACAGACUGAAAAAAAUAUUAUAAUAAACCAUUUACUGAAAAUGGGGUUCCGUCGAUGCAAGACAAGCCGCUUAGGCAAGAUUCGUAAGAUCAAAAUAAGAAUCGACACCACACCGAAGGUGAAAGCAAUGCUUCACAUAUAUCUAAACGAAAUGGGCGGGAUGAACCAAGUGAAUCGGCUCUGCAAUGCCAUUGUUCAGGAGAAGGUCACUAUAACCAAACGCCAAUUGAUCGAAGAAGUUAAGCUGCGAAUGCUGCCACUGCUACCGGAAGAAAUCCGGGAGGAACUUAACAUGGAUAUAGUACAAGGAAGUGCUAAUAGAGUGUGUGGUAAUGAGGUUGCGAGUGGAGAAUGCCAUGGGAACGCCAAUCAGUCCACAGAUGAUGCCACCAAUGGAGUCAACAGAGGGGCAAACGGUGGAGUGAAGGACGAUGUUGACGAUGAAUUGGUCGACAAGUAAUCUACACUUAUAUAUCAGUACUCUCAUAUUCUGACACGCACUUGCACAGUGCCUUAAAUUCAAAGUAACAUUGUUCUAGUAUUGUGAUUAUUACAAAAUUAGAAACACGGCACCUCACACAGCAAGUGCAAUAUAAUUUGAGUUUCAAUAAAUUCGAUAUAUGUUAAUGUCUUA